UCUGCAACAUUCUUCGAGGAUGCUGACCUUAAAUACGAUAAAAAUUCAACAAAUAAAGUAUUCAAAGUCUGAAAUAUCGGACGCAAAGUGGUUUUUCUUCUGUUUGCGAAGUACAUCAAAAUCUUGUGCAACUGUAAAAAGGAAACAAGUGAAAUAUGGCCAUCAAGGUGCCAAAGAUUCCUGUCUGUGGAGCGAUCGCUUGUUGUGGGGUGGCCCUGAUAUUUCAGCUUGUGGCUGUAGCGGGAACCGGCUGGUUCGCCCAUGAUUAUACAGAAAAUGGUCUAUUCCGUUCUUGCUACUUUGGCAGCUGUGGGAACCUUUCCGAGGGUCCAGACUGGUGGAAGGCAUGUCAGGCGUUCUCCAUCCUGGGACUGUUGACCAUCGCCGGAAGUCUGGUUCUUGGAAUUCUACAUGCUCUCCUGGAUAACACUAGAAACUUGUCUUUGGGUGGCAUUGCUUCGUCCGCUGCCUCAGCCUUAUUACUGGUAGCGGAACUUGCUGUGUUUGGUGGUAUGACAAACGAAGUUGCUGAGGAUAUCAACUAUGGGUAUGGCUUCAUCCUCUCUGUUAUCGCUUGUGUCCUCAGCGCCAUCGCCGCUGGGCUGUUUGCAUUUGGACUACGCAAGUGACAAGAAGACCCUUGUUUCUGAACAAAAGACCAAACAGAAUUUGUCACCAAUCGUUCAAUCCAUACAGUAAAUUGUCAUUAAGCAAAAAUAAGCUUCUUGCUUUUGUAACUUUUUAUGUGAAGUAAUAAAUAGAUUAUUUUUCUCAUUUAAGCACCCAGUGGUGCUAUUUUAUUCUUUAAUUAGAAGCACGAGCUUUGUAAAUAAUUGCAUUAAAACAUAUUACAGCUGCCUCAUUUUAAAGGUUGUUUACACGUGAUUAAGAUAUUUGUAAUGUAUCUUGAUACUUAUUAAACUUUCAUUUUCGCUCGAA
This is a messenger RNA of Pomacea canaliculata, 939 nucleotides long. Its product is annotated as lens fiber membrane intrinsic protein-like. The transcript is spliced from 3 exons. The record is from RefSeq and is a predicted model, not a curated record. Lineage: Eukaryota; Metazoa; Mollusca; Gastropoda; Architaenioglossa; Ampullariidae. The coding region runs from base 156 to 629 and encodes 157 amino acids. Gene Ontology annotation, cellular component: plasma membrane.